This is a messenger RNA of Ornithodoros turicata, 3431 nucleotides long. Its product is annotated as lon protease homolog, mitochondrial-like. Gene Ontology annotation, biological process: mitochondrion organization; protein quality control for misfolded or incompletely synthesized proteins; chaperone-mediated protein complex assembly. Gene Ontology annotation, cellular component: mitochondrial matrix. The record is from RefSeq and is a predicted model, not a curated record. The transcript has 21 exons. NCBI's taxonomy places the organism in Eukaryota, Metazoa, Arthropoda, Arachnida, Ixodida, Argasidae. Gene Ontology annotation, molecular function: serine-type endopeptidase activity; single-stranded DNA binding; ATP hydrolysis activity. Bases 466 to 3345 code for a protein of 959 amino acids.
GACAGUAGGUGACUCACGCGAGCGCCUGAUCGCUCUCGUUCUUAUUAUUACGCUGAGUUUCAGAAAGUCUGUGUCAUUGCAUACGGGUUUGUUAACUUACUGUGAUUGAGGAGGAGCUGUUAGAGCAAUGUUCUCUUCGAUGAGGUCAGUGUCACCCGCAAAAGGAUCGUACUCGUCGUGAAAGCUUCCUUCAUCUUCCACACAAUUACCGUGCUUCCGAUGUCUGUAUUCAAACUCGUCUUUGCCGUAAUCUGCCAUCUUAGUGAAUGGUGAAUCCUAUAACAUACUCGAGCGUUGAUUCCGAGUGGAACACCACUCCCACAUUAUUCAAUUCUCGUUGGUUCAAGCUUAUGAUCAGCGUUCCUGUAACUACCCUUCCUUUGCAGCCGCUUAUUUUUAUUUAUUUAUUUUUUUUACCCACGGACGACGACACCGUAAAAUACCGUCCCACGCGAGACGACAGAUAUGGCGGCGCACAUCGGAGUUGGCAUGCGGACAUCGCGCAUCAGUUUACUUGCUAGCUUAUCGUCAUUCAAAAGUGUGCCUCGUCUGCAGCAAGUUGACAAUUUACGGUGUCCUCUAAAGUAUCAGUUGAGUGCUUGUGUUCGUUCUGUUUACACACGAUCUUCAGCAGUUGGACUGUGUAUAGCAUCGUGUAGGACAGCGUGCCGGCAAAACGUCAGGUCGUACUCUUCGUGUUUGUUAUCGCAAAGGUCAAGGCAAGAUGUAAGGAUAACGUAUGUAACCUCAGCGAGUGUUUUGAGGCACAUCAGGUCCUACUGUGACCAAAAACCGGACGAUUUGCCCGUCAAUGGUGAAGCAAAUAGUGAAGCAAAAACCGGUGUGAUCCCGGUGCAAGGUGCCGUGGCCCCCGUCACUGUCCCAGACCACUGGCCACAACUACCAGUGAUAGCGAUCAGUCGGAAUCCUGUCUUCCCAAGGUUUAUAAAAAUGAUUGAGAUAUCGAAUCCACCUCUCAUGGAUCUCUUGAGAAGAAAAGUGCGUUUAAAUCAACCCUAUGCAGCUGUAUUCCUGAAAAAAGAGGAUAGCAACGAAAAGGAAGUGGUGGACAAACUGGAGGACAUCUACAGUAUUGGCACUUUUGUGCAAAUUCACGAACUGCAAGACAUGGGAGAGCGGCUUCGGAUGAUAGUCAUGGCUCACCGCAGGGUGCGGAUACUACGGCAGUUAUUUGACAUUACAGAGGAAGAGCAAAGACGAUCAAACCGACGCCGAAACCGUCGUCCAAAUGGCCUAAAUUCAAGUUCCACGCAGAAUGUCCAAGAGGAGAUUAUUCCCAGUGGCCCCGUAUUGAUGGUCCAAGUGGAGAAUGUGCAGCACGAGAAGUUUGUCAUCAAUGAGGAAAUGAAGGCUGUGACCCAAGAAAUAGUGAAGACAAUUCGAGACAUUAUAGCAUUGAACCCUCUGUAUCGCGAAUCCAUUCAGCAGAUGAUCCAAGCUGGUCAGAGAGUGGUUGACAACCCUGUCUACCUCUCUGAUUUAGGUGCCGCUUUAACUGGGGCAGAGUCGCACGAAUUACAGCAAAUCCUGGAAGAAACCAAUAUUUCCAAGCGUCUAUUUCUGGCUCUUGCAUUGUUAAAAAAAGAAUACGAACUGAGCAAGUUGCAGCAGAAGAUUGGAAAAGAGGUGGAGGAAAAAGUAAAGACUCAACACCGUCGCUACAUGCUUCAGGAGCAACUGAAAGCCAUCAAGAAAGAACUGGGGCUCGAGAAAGAAGACAAAGAUGCCAUUGAGGAGAAAUUCAGGGCCAGGCUCAAGGACCUGGUGGUUCCAGAGCAGGUGAUGGAAGUGAUAGAGGAAGAACUCAAUAAGUUAUCCUUUCUCGAUAACCAUUCUUCUGAAUUCAGCGUGACACGGAACUACUUGGAUUGGCUGACGAGUCUGCCUUGGGGUAAAAGCAGUGAGGAAAACUUAGAUCUGAAGAGGGCACGUGAGGUUUUAGAAGAAGAUCAUUAUGGCAUGGAGGAUGUGAAAAAGCGUAUACUGGAAUUUAUAGCAGUGAGUCACCUGAAAGGAAGCACACAAGGGAAGAUGCUGUGCUUCUAUGGCCCUCCGGGUGUGGGCAAGACUAGCAUAGCCAGAUCUAUUGCUCGAGCCCUCAACAGGCAGUACUUCCGCUUCAGUGUUGGUGGCAUGAUGGAUGUUGCAGAGAUCAAAGGACACAGGCGUACUUACGUUGGAGCAAUGCCAGGGAAACUGAUCCAGUGCCUCAAGAAAACUAAGACAGAGAAUCCAUUAGUGCUGAUUGAUGAAGUGGAUAAAAUCGGCCGUGGAUACCAGGGUGAUCCCUCAUCCGCCUUGCUUGAGGUGCUGGAUCCGGAACAAAAUGCAAAUUUCUUGGAUCAUUAUCUGGACGUCAACGUUGACCUAUCUAAGGUGCUAUUUAUUUGCACGGCCAAUGUCACGGACACCAUUCCGGAGCCACUGAAAGAUCGCAUGGAAAUGAUCGAAGUGUCUGGCUAUGUCGCCGAGGAAAAAGUUGCAAUUGCUGAGCGUUAUUUGCUUCCACAAGCAAGAACCGCAUCAGGAGUAAAAGAGGAUCAGUUGGUGCUGAAACCGGAGAGUCUUCAACAGCUGAUAAAAUACUACUGUCGUGAAAGUGGAGUACGAAACCUUCAAAAGCACAUUGAGAAGAUUGUGAGAAAAUGUGCCUACAAAAUAGUGAACAAAGAAACGGAGCACGUUGAGGUUUCUCCAGAGAACCUGAAUGACUUUGUUGGCAAGCCAUUGUUCACCCACGACCGCCUUUAUGAUGUCACUCCACCUGGCAUAGUCAUGGGACUUGCCUGGACAGCCAUGGGUGGUUCCACAUUGUACAUUGAGACUGCCGUGUGUCGGCCACUUGAGUCUGACAAAAAGGAUGGAUCGCUCCAGCUGACGGGUCACUUGGGAGAUGUCAUGAAGGAAAGUGCCAACAUCGCCUAUUCAGUGGCCAAAAGUUUCCUACUUGCAAAGGACCCAAAGAAUGAAUUCCUUCAAAAGGCCCAUAUACAUCUUCAUGUUCCUGAGGGAGCCGUGCCUAAGGAUGGUCCAAGUGCCGGAAUCACGAUGGUCACUGCACUAUUGUCACUGGCAAUGGGAAAAUGUGUUCCUUCCGGUGUUGCGAUGACGGGAGAAGUUUCCCUCACAGGAAAGGUUCUCCCUGUUGGUGGCAUCAAAGAGAAGACCAUAGCUGCCAAGCGAGUGGGCAUCGCGUGCAUUGUGGUUCCUGAAGAAAACAAGAAGGACUUUGCAGACCUCCCCAGCUACAUCACGGAAGGUCUCCAAGUACAUUUUGUCAGCCAAUAUAGCCAAGUCUACGAUGUGGUCUUCAAGGAUUCCUAGUAGGAGAGCCCUUUUAAAAAGUUACUCACACUGGUAAUAUUAGACGCGUAACUUGCAGAAAAAUAAAGCGCUUAUUUGUUGCAACA